Messenger RNA from Choloepus didactylus (southern two-toed sloth), 1785 nucleotides. RefSeq names its product hydroxy-delta-5-steroid dehydrogenase, 3 beta- and steroid delta-isomerase 2 (gene HSD3B2). The record is from RefSeq and is a predicted model, not a curated record. The transcript has 4 exons. Bases 269 to 1390 code for a protein of 373 amino acids. NCBI's taxonomy places the organism in Eukaryota, Metazoa, Chordata, Mammalia, Pilosa, Megalonychidae. Gene Ontology annotation, biological process: steroid biosynthetic process. Gene Ontology annotation, molecular function: 3-beta-hydroxy-Delta5-steroid dehydrogenase (NAD+) activity.
GGCCCUUGAGGAAGAGGGAUGUUGGAGGAGGGUGGAGCAAUGAAUAUGUAGUAAGUGAGAUUUCAAGGCAAAGAGGCUGAGCCAAAGUCCAUGGCAUAUGAGACCAAUGAGCAACAGCAUAUAAAGUCCUGCCUCUGGGAGAUGAGGAGACAGAACCCAGGCUGUUUCAUCUGGCUUUUAACAACCUAACAGGGUCACCCUCUAAUCAGUUCUGCUCCCCAGUGUUUUCUGGUUCUUGGCGAGUGUUUCUUGGUGCCCUAGAUUGGCCAUGGCUGGAUGGAGCUGCCUUGUGACAGGAGCAGGAGGAUUUCUGGGUCAGAAGAUUGUCCGCUUUUUGCUGGAGGAGAAAGAGCUGCAAGAGAUCAGAGCCCUGGACAAGUUCUUCAGACCAGAAUUGCAGGAGGAAUUUUCUAAUCUCAAGCACAAGAUCAAGCUGACCAUCCUGGAAGGAGACAUUCUGGAUAAGCAGUGCCUGAAGAAAGCCUGCCAGGGCAUCUCAGUUGUCAUUCAUACUGCCUCCGUCAUUGAUGUAGUGAACAGCAUACAAAGAGAGACCAUCAUGAAUGUCAACCUGAAGGGUACCCAGCUCCUGUUGGAGGCCUGUACCCAGGCUAAUGUGCCAAUCUUCAUCUACACCAGCUCUGUAGAGGUGGCUGGGCCCAACUCCUACAGGGAGAUUGUCCAGAAUGGGCACGAAGAAGAGCAUCGUGAAACUAGAUGGUCCUCUGCAUACCCAUACAGCAAAAAACUUGCCGAGAAGGCUGUGCUGGCAGCUGAUGGGUGGACUCUUCAAGAUGGUGGCACCUUGUACACUUGUGCAUUAAGGCCCAUGUAUAUCUAUGGGGAAGGAAGCCCGUUCCUUUAUGCACAAAUGACUGAGGCCCUGAAGAACAAUGGCAUCCUGGUCUAUAACACCAAGUUGUCCAAAGCCAACCCAGUCUAUGUGGGCAAUGCGGCCUGGGCCCACAUUCUAGCCUCCAGGGCCCUACGGGAUCCCAAGAAGGCCCCAAGCAUCCGAGGACAGUUCUACUACAUCUCAGACAACACACCUCACCAAAGCUAUGGUGAGUUCAAUUACACCCUGGGCAAAGAAUGGGGCUUCUCUCUUGAUUCCAGCAUGAGCCUUCCUAUAUCUCUACAGUACUGGGUUGCUUUCCUGCUGGAACUAGUGAGCUUCCUGAUAAGCCCAAUUUACAAAUAUCAACCCUCCUUCACCCGCCACUUGGUGACAUUGUCAAAUAGUGUGUUCACCUUCUCCUACAAGAAAGCCCAGCAAGAUCUGGGGUAUGAGCCACUCUUCAGCUGGGAGGAAGCCAAGCAGAAAACCAUCCAGUGGAUUGGCUCAGUGGUGGAACAGCACAAGGAGACCCUGAAGACAAAGACUCACUGAUUAUUGUAUGACAAGGAUGCAGAUCUGGGCAUGGUUAGGAGAUAUUUGUCAAGGUCUCCCCUCUUGGCUUCAUGCAGACUAGAACAUAAGCACAAACCCAGGUCCUACUACCUCUCUUUUACAAGACGGCCAACUUCUGGUCUUCUUAAUGCCACCAGAAAGCUUCCCACCCACUGCCCCAGUCACCCACCAAAGGAAAGAGAAAGUGAUUUGCUUCAGCUGCUGUUACCAAAGUCUCAGAUGCUGGUUCUGAGCUAUUCCAGACUUCUUUUAACAUAUAGUUAUGCCCAUUAGUUCCAGUUCCCUUCUUAAAUGCUAAAGCAUUUCUUUCCUUUUUAAAAACUCCUUAGCUUCACAUAGCUAAAGAAAAGAACAAUAAAUGUUUUCAUACCUAA